Molecule: messenger RNA, 2279 nt
Organism: Melanaphis sacchari
Lineage: Eukaryota; Metazoa; Arthropoda; Insecta; Hemiptera; Aphididae
Gene: Trim9
Product: E3 ubiquitin-protein ligase TRIM9
Exons: 10
Coding region: 1-2112 (703 amino acids)
Molecular function (GO): protein binding; zinc ion binding
Source: RefSeq, a predicted model, not a curated record
AUGGAAGACGAAUUGCAUUGCAUCGCCUGCAAGCAGCUGUUCAAUAAUCCAGUAUUGUUGCCUUGCUACCAUGCGUUGUGCCUGAAUUGUGCGGUACACGCACAGCGGCCGCUGGAGCCAACUGCACCUCAAGAGAAUAGCGGUAACUCGACUACUAGCGGCAGUAGUACAGCCGAAUCGCAUGCGUCCGACUCUCAUCCGGAGUCAGACAAACUGUCCAUACUCAGCGAGACGGACAGUGGCGUAGUGUGCAAUAGCCGGCCGAAUAGUUACCUGGGCACAUCCAAUCAUAUCGGAGGAGGCAUCAUUGCGUUCCCUCCGGUCAUGGCUGGUUCGUAUUCGCUGUCAUGUCCGGCUUGCAGGAAGACCGUGUACUUUGACGAAAAUGGAGCUCACAACCUGCCAAAGUAUAGGACAAUGAGAAAUAUUGUUGACCGUUACGGCGAGCUUAGGCACAUUGUGCCCAAGUGUCAGUUGUGCGAAUGCGAACCAGCUGCCGAUGCUACUGUGCUGUGCGAGCAAUGUGAGGUGUUAUACUGUGACUCGUGCCGUGACAACUGUCAUCCAUCCAGGGGACCUUUGGCCAAACACAACCUGCUGGAGCCGACUGUUGGCAAGGUAGCACUCAGGAACAAAAUUAGAAACAGAGACAUCAUUUGCAAUGAACACGAAGAAGAGUGCUUGUCUAUGUACUGUAUGGUUUGCAAGACGCCAGUGUGUGCCGUAUGUAUGCAUGAAUCGAGGCAUUCGAGUCACGACGUCCAAGCCAUCAACACCAUGUGCAAAGCUCAAAAGACGGAACUAUCUCAAAAUCUUCAACAAUUGUCCGAAAAAGCUCGAACUACUACAGAGUUCAUUCAGAGGUUAAAGCAAAUGUCUGAAAAACUUAAUGGUGAGUGCGAAGAACUAGAGCGACAAGUGGACGCCAGGUGUGAUGCGCUGAUCCGGUCCAUCGAGAGGCGGAGACAGUGGCUGAUCGACGCGGUGCGACAAGACAAGGAAAUCAAACAGCGGUCGUUGAAGGACCACGUAACCAGCUGUACGUGUAAGCUGCAGAAAACCACGUCCCUGUUGCAGUUCUGCAUCGAGGCUCUCAAAGAAAACGACCCCGUUUCGUUUUUACAAGUCGGAUCCAUGUUGAUAGCCAGAGUUUCGAACACGGACAUGACCUGGCACAAGGACGUAUUGCCGUCUCCUCGUUCAUAUCACCAGCUGGAUUUGACCCUGGACGAUAACACUGUGUUGAAAGCUAUUGAGCACAUGAAUUUUAUACAAAUGAAAACUAUCGGGGACGGAGAAGACAUGAAGGCAACAGCUCCGAGCGCGGCGCUGAUCAUCGCCGAAGAGUGCAGCGCUGAGAACAAUAGCGUUACGAUCGCGUGGCAACCACCAGCUUCUUCGUACGUCGAAGGUUACGUGUUGGAACUGGACGACGGCAACGGUGGAGACUUCAGGGAGGUAUAUUGCGGCACGGAAACCAUCUGCACCGUUGACGGGUUACACUUCAAUUGCACGUACAACGCCCGAGUAAAAGCGUUCAACAGCGCGGGCGAAGGCGAGUACAGCGAAGUAAUAGGAUUGCAAACUUCUGAAGUGGCUUGGUUCACGUUUGACCCGUGCUUGAGCUCACCCGAGCUGUGCUUUACACCUGACAACAUGACGGUGACUUGCGAAGGAUUCGAGCACCGCGUGGCCUUGGGAAGCGUCGGGUUCUCCAGAGGCGUCCAUUACUGGGAAUUUACAAUUGACCGAUAUGACGCCGAUACCGAUCCAAGUUUCGGCGUGGCUAGACUUGACGUGUCCAAAGAGGAAAUGCUAGGCAAAGACGAAUUUGGUUGGAGCAUGUACAUCGACAAACAGAGGUCUUGGUUUAUGCACUGUCGUAGUCAUGAGCAGAGGUGUGAAGGUGGCAUCCAGGUGGGAUCCACAGUUGGUGUACUCUUAGAUCUGAACAAACACCAAUUGUCUUUUUUUGUGAAUGAUGAACCACAAGGCCCAGUGGCUUUCAAUGGUUUGUAUGGUGUCUUCUAUCCAGCGGUCAGUGUUAACAGAGGUGUUGCUGUUACGCUGCAUACAGCCAUCGACGCUCCCAGUGACUUAGAAGACUGUUAAGACUUUUUUACUUCUCUAUUGUAUCUUUUCGAAUAAGGUGUCUACUGUACUGCAUAAUAAUAUAAAAGUUGACAAUUUAUGCAGGCAUUAGGUCGAUAAGAUUUUUUUUUUAAUCAUAAGAGUAUUUUUUAUUUAAAGUUUCUAUCAAAAGUUAUACGAAUCCAAUA